GCGCAACGCCCGCUGGGAGCCGGUCGGAGCCGCCAAGAUGUCGCUGCCCAAGAGAAGGAGGCUCGAGUCCGGGAGUGGCGGCGGCGGAGAGGAGGGAGCGGAGGAGGAGGAUGGCGGGGUGCUGGAGGCGGCUGUGCCGCGACCCCGGAGGACUAAGCGUGAACGGGACCAGCUGUACUACGAGUGCUACUCGGACGUGUCGGUCCACGAGGAGAUGAUCGCCGACCGCGUCCGCACGGACGCCUACCGCCUGGGUAUCCUGCGGAACUGGGCGGCGCUACGAGGCAAGACCGUGCUGGAUGUGGGCGCGGGCACCGGGAUUCUGAGCGUCUUCUGUGCCCAGGCCGGAGCUCGGCGCGUGUACGCGGUGGAGGCCAGCGCCAUUUGGCAACAGGCCCGCGAAGUGGUGCGGCUCAACGGGCUGGAGGACCGGGUGCACGUCCUGCCGGGGCCCGUGGAGACGGUGGAGCUGCCGGAGCAAGUGGACGCCAUCGUAAGCGAAUGGAUGGGCUACGGACUGCUGCAUGAGUCCAUGCUGAGUUCUGUGCUGCACGCGCGGACCAAGUGGCUGAAAGAGGGCGGUCUGCUGCUGCCGGCCUCCGCCGAGCUGUUCGUGGCACCCAUAAGCGACCAGAUGCUGGAAUGGCGCCUGGGUUUCUGGAGCCAGGUGAAGCAGCACUACGGUGUGGACAUGAGCUGCCUGGAGAGCUUCGCCACGCGCUGCCUCAUGGGCCACUCGGAGAUUGUGGUGCAGGGCCUGUCUGGCGAGGACGUGCUGGCCCGACCACAGCGCUUUGCUCAGCUGGAUCUGGCCCGAGCCGGCCUAGAGCAGGAGCUGGAGGCUGGUGUGGGCGGUCGCUUCCGCUGCAGCAGCUAUGGCUCAGCGCCCCUGCACGGCUUUGCCAUCUGGUUCCAGGUGACCUUCCCUGGUGGGGACUCUGAGAAACCCCUGGUGCUGUCCACCUCGCCUUUUCACCCGGCCACGCACUGGAAGCAGGCGCUUCUCUACCUGAACGAGCCGGUACAAGUGGAGCAAGACACGGACAUUUCUGGAGAGAUCACCCUGCUGCCCUCCCUGGACAACCCUCGUCGCCUGCGCGUGCUGCUGCGCUACAAAGUAGGGGACCAGGAGGAAAAGACCAAAGACUUUGCCAUGGAGGACUGACCCAGCACCUCCCAGGGCGCCUGACUUGAGUGGGAGAGGUCUAGGGAGGUUGGAGGAAAGGGUGUUUCCACAUGCAAAGUAGGGGGGCAGUGUCUCUGUCUCCCUUUUCCUUCAGGGCUCCUGGGAAGGGAGCAGGACUCCUGUCUCCGUUUGAGGAGAUGUGCUUCUAGUGGUGUUUAUUUAAAACGUGACUCCGCAACAACCAGUACUUUGUGCUUGUUAAAGGGCAUUUAAACCUCAGAAACAUGUGGUACCAAGCACUUGGUGUUUCCAUUUGUUUUGUUUCUGGGGUGGG
This is a messenger RNA of Ochotona princeps (American pika), 1460 nucleotides long. It is a transcript of the gene PRMT6, whose product is annotated as protein arginine methyltransferase 6. The record is from RefSeq and is a predicted model, not a curated record. Gene Ontology annotation, biological process: peptidyl-arginine methylation. Bases 38 to 1165 code for a protein of 375 amino acids. Lineage: Eukaryota; Metazoa; Chordata; Mammalia; Lagomorpha; Ochotonidae. The transcript has a single exon. Gene Ontology annotation, molecular function: protein-arginine N-methyltransferase activity.